GGGAGGCCCAGCUCAUCUCCCCGUCCUUGGCGGGAGGUGAGGGCUCAGGAGCCGUCCCUCCCGGGGCCCUGAGGGAAGCGAUGGCCGUGACCGUUUCCCAGCGCCGGUGACCUGCGGCCCGUGGAGCCACGGGGGAUCCCGGCGUGCCCCGGCCCGUGGCGCGCUGCGGAAGACAGCAGCAUGCUGGGAGCCGUAGUCUGGCCCUCGCCUCCGGCCCGGCAUCGCUCGCCUCUGCAAAGCCCCUCGCCUGCUCCUCUUGCCCUCGGAUGGAAGGCUCUGAGGAGCUGGAGAGGAACCUGUUGACACAGCCCUGGGCUUCUGUUUGCUUUGGCGAGUCCACAUUUCUUGUCAAAGCAUGCUUCAGGGAUACUGGCUACAUCGUGCUGAUCUCUGACCUCAGCAGUGUGUGGUACGAGAGUGCAGACGCUGAGGCCGUGGGACAAAGGUCCAAGGAGCUGAACAAGCGACUGACGGUCCACGUGUCCUCCUUCCUACAUCACUUGUGCAACCUGGUGUCCCCCUUGCUGGCAGGGCAGCCGAACACCGCCACCUCCUUCUCCUGCCACCGAGCUGCGGGUGGCCUCAGGUUGCACAUGAAGAGUGACCUCUCAGGACUGCCCUUCUACUGGGACUUCCACUGCUGCCCUGCUCCCGUGGAGAUGGUGUCCCGUCACCUCGUGCGGCCCCUGAUUCGGAUGAGCCUGGCACUGCAGUACCAGGUGCAAGAGCUGAGCUCCCUGCUGAUCCAGAAAGAUGCUGAGAUUGAAGACUACAGGGAGAGCGGGGCCACUCUCAGCAGAGACCGCUUGCGGACGGAGCUCUUCCAGGAGGAAACAUUCCAGCAGAACUUCAUGGCUGAGAGCCUGCCCCAGAUCUGCAGUUUGGGAGAAGGGCAGACGUUCGCCUCCACUCUGCAGCAGCUCUACACUGCAGUGACGCAGCAGGAGGCCAAGCAGGCUCAGAAACGGCAGCACUCGGAGGACACCGAGGACCCAUCACCCACUGCAGAAACCACAGAGCACCCCCAGCCACCACCUCCAUCCCAGGAGGAUGAAACAGCAUCUUCCAGUGAGGGAACCACGCCGGCUUCCUCCCCAGCUCAGAAGCCUCGUCUGCCUGUGGCCAAGGUCAAACCGAAGAAGGCAAAGGGGCUCUUCAGCUGAAAGGUCUCUGCCACUCACCCUGAGGGUCUCUGCUCCCCCAAGCAUCCAAGAGAGGCAGUGCAGAGCACCCAUGUGUCCUCUGCCUGCUCUCCUGCAUCUACUGGUGGACCCUGCCCAGCUCAUGAUCCCCUCCCGAGGUGUGUCCAACCAGGGAGAUGGGGCAUGUCCUUUCUUCAACAAUGUCUCAGGAACCUC
This is a messenger RNA of Tyto alba (common barn owl), 1358 nucleotides long. RefSeq names its product non-homologous end joining factor 1 (gene NHEJ1). The coding region runs from base 267 to 1163 and encodes 298 amino acids. The record is from RefSeq and is a predicted model, not a curated record. Gene Ontology annotation, molecular function: DNA end binding. Gene Ontology annotation, cellular component: nucleus; DNA ligase IV complex. The transcript is spliced from 8 exons. Gene Ontology annotation, biological process: double-strand break repair via nonhomologous end joining. Lineage: Eukaryota; Metazoa; Chordata; Aves; Strigiformes; Tytonidae.